AUCACUUUAUUACUGAUAAGCAGCUGAAAGCUUUGAACCAUGAGCUGCUGAUUCAGAAAACCACUAAGUUUCUUCUUCGCUUUUUUUUCCAGUUGCUUAACCGCCCAGUUUCUGCACAUUCUCACAAACUAUUUUAGCCUAUAAGUAGCCUCCAAAAUGCCAUUUUCUUAGCACAUAACAUCUCCCAGAAAUUAGAAGCAGCAAAAGCAGAACGAUGAAUUCAAGCCAAGAACACGCCAUUGGUAUUCCUUUCAGAUCUGUGGCAGAAAAACCUUCCCUUCAUGAACCAAUUGUGGCGCUCGCUCGCACUACGCAGUAUGGCACCUCUCAGCUUAAGCAGAAGGGAGCGGAGUCCAUUAUUGGCCUCGUGAACAAGUUCAGAAGAAAAGCGGAUAAUCUUGCACAGGGUAUCCGGGACCAUGUAAGCAUGGGGCCUGGAGUGUCUGAGACAGUGAAAGCGAAGUUGAGGUUGGGUACAAGGAUUCUUCAAGCAGGAGGAAUUGAGAGAGUGUUCAAGAAAAAUUUCUCCAUUGGGGAGGGAGAAAGGUUGGUGAAGGCCUUUCAGUGCCAUCUUUCAACUACUGUUGGUCCUAUUGCUGGUCUCCUCUUCAUUUCGACAGACAAGAUUGCUUUCCUGAGCGACCGGUCUCUGGUUAUCAGAUCUCCUAGAGGAAAUAUUUCUAGGAUUCCCUACAAGGUAUUGAUUCCACUGAGGAGGAUAAAGGGUGUGAAUCCAAGUGAAAAUGCUAACAAACCAAGCCAGAAAUAUAUUCAUGUAGCAACCAUUGACAAUUUUGAGUUCUGGUUCAUGGGUUUCGUUAGUUAUCAAAGAUCUUUCAAGAACUUACAGAAAGCAAUAAUCUCAAAAUCACAAGUCAGCUUUUAUUAAUAGAGGAAUUGGAUAGAGAACACAUAUGCUGAUGAGAACAUUGGAGAUUCAAAACAUCUAGUUAUUAUUGUUGUUGAGAUUCCUCGCAUUGUUCUAGCUGUUAGUUUGAUGCCAACUCCUAGUUUUGAUUUCUACGUCUUAUUUGUACAGCUAAAUA
Phalaenopsis equestris is the source of this 1046-nucleotide messenger RNA. RefSeq names its product GEM-like protein 7. NCBI's taxonomy places the organism in Eukaryota, Viridiplantae, Streptophyta, Magnoliopsida, Asparagales, Orchidaceae. Bases 215 to 889 code for a protein of 224 amino acids. The transcript is spliced from 4 exons. The record is from RefSeq and is a predicted model, not a curated record.